GGGGAACUGCAUGAAGUGAUGGCUCCUCUGCGGGUGCUGGAGCUGUAUAGCGGCAUCGGAGGCAUGCACUGCGGCCUGGCAGAGAGUGCCGUAUCUGCUGAGGUUAUUGCCGCUGUGGAUGUCAAUACUAUUGCCAAUGAAGUCUACAAAUAUAAUUUUCCAAACACACCACUGUGGGCAAAGGCCAUCGAGGGAAUAUCUCUGAAGGAGUUUGAUGCCUUGUCCUUUGACAUGAUCUUGAUGAGUCCUCCCUGCCAGCCUUUUACACGAAUAGGCCUACAAGGUGAUGUUUCUGACCCAAGAGCAAAGAGUUUCCUCUAUCUUCUGGACCUCCUCCCAAGGUUGAAGAACCCUCCUUCAUAUAUUCUUUUAGAGAAUGUGAAAGGAUUUGAAUCAUCUACAGCCAGAGACAACCUUAUCUCAACAUUGCAAAUGUGUGGGUAUCACUACCAAGAGUUUCUCUUAUCCCCAACAUGUCUCGGCAUUCCAAAUUCCAGACUGCGGUACUUUCUGAUUGCCAAGCUGCAACAUGAACCAUUUGCCUUCAAAACCAGCAGCGAAAUACUUGAAGAAUUUCCAAGGAGUAACUCACUUGGAUCAAUCCACUCCUUGGCUGCAAAAUGCUCGGAAGGAACAUAUAUUGAUCGGGAAAAUCCGACAAGCAAUACCCUCACGGAACAAUCCUGCGACAGAACCAUCCUCUACAAGCUGGAAACCACUGGCGAAUUGGAAAGAAAGCAGAGUCAGAACAACGAUUCUUCUGUUCAGAUGUUAAAAGAGUUUCUGGAGAAAAAUGUUGAGAUGAGCCAAUAUUUUCUUCCCUCAAAGUUGUUACUGCGAUAUGCGUUAAUUCUGGACAUUGUCCAACCAACAAGUAGACGUUCAACGUGCUUUACAAAAGGGUAUGGCCAUUAUGUGGAAGGCACAGGUUCUGUUCUGCAGACAGCAGAAGAUGUGGAGAUUGGUGAUGUCUACAAAUCACUGGAAACGCUGUCCGGAGAGGAGAAACUUGCAAAGCUCUCAACGCUAAAAAUGAGAUAUUUUACUCCAAAAGAAAUAGCUAAUCUUCAUGGAUUUCCCCCCCAGUUUGGCUUUCCUGACAAGACAACAACAAAACAGCAAUACAGACUUCUUGGAAACAGUCUUAAUGUACAGGUUGUAGCGAAGCUCAUUACUGUUCUGCUUCAGUCCCAUUAACACCGUCUUCAGAAGAAGUAAUCAACCAUUCUCUGUUUUACACAAACUGUGGAAUAUUAAAAGUGUAAAUAAUUAUAUAUUUAACGGAGCUUCACUAUUGUUGCAAUAAAAGGAUUUUUUGAUAUGUUU
This is a messenger RNA of Spea bombifrons (plains spadefoot toad), 1326 nucleotides long. It is a transcript of the gene TRDMT1, whose product is annotated as tRNA aspartic acid methyltransferase 1. The transcript is spliced from 11 exons. The record is from RefSeq and is a predicted model, not a curated record. Gene Ontology annotation, molecular function: methyltransferase activity. The coding region runs from base 19 to 1197 and encodes 392 amino acids. Lineage: Eukaryota; Metazoa; Chordata; Amphibia; Anura; Pelobatidae.